AUGGACCGGGAGGCAGGGCCCGUGCACUACCAGCAGUUGCUCCUCUGGGAGUCAUACCUGGAUUCUGAAGAAGAGCAAGAGGGGGAGACCUCAGAACCCCUGGUCCCCCAUCCCUGGAGGCUCCAGCACUUCUCUGGGUACAAGGCCAGUAGCCUCCUGGAAGCCUGGUCCCGAAUAUUGGCGGCUCUGCUGCUGCUGGCCGUGGGCUUCUCCCUGGCAGCAUGGCAAUUCCAGGCAAGCAGAGGAUCCGUUGAAAGCUUGGACUCCAUGGGCCCUCCACCCACCGGGCACUCCCAUCUCCCGGGCGUGUACCACCACAGUGCCAUCAUCAGCCCUGCUGAGGCCUGCUCCGCCAUGGGCCGGGAGCUGCUUGUGGCCGGAGGCAAUGUCGUGGACGCUGGAGUUGGAGCAGCCUUGUGCCUCUCCGUGGUGCAUCCCCAUGCCACAGGACUAGGUGCCAUGUUCUGGGGCCUCUUCCACAAUAGCUCCUCAGGCAAUUCAACGGCUCUGACCCCAGGCCGCGCACAGCUCCUGGCCCCUGGGCUAGGGCUACCCUCAGCUCUGCCCGCCCUGCAUUUGCUGCAUGAUCGCUUGGGCCACCUGCCCUGGCCACGCCUACUGGAGGGCCCCACCACAUUGGCUCAGGAGGGCUUCCUGGUGGACGAACCGCUGGCAAAGGCACUGGCAGCCCAGGGCUCCAAGGGGCUCUGCCCCCUGCUUUGCCAUGCCGAUGGAAGCCCCCUGGGCCUUGGGACCCGAACCACCAACCCCAGCCUGGCAGCUGUGCUACAGAGAGCAGCGCUCGCCCCGACCCCAGGCCUCGCCGGGAAGGCCCUCCUGAGUCUGAUGGGCAGUGACCUGGGGCUGGAGGGCCCCUCCGCUGAGCCAGCGCCCACCUUGGAGCCAGCCCUCCAGCUGUCUCUGCCCCAGGGCAUCUUGUUCACCACCCCCAGCCCAUCAGCCGGCCCAGAACUGCUGGCCCUGCUGGAGGAGGCCCUCCACUCCGGGAAGCCCAGCUUGGAUUCCUGCCCCCCACUCCUGCUAGCCGCCGGGGCCCCUGGGAGCAGUGUCCUGGCUGCCAUCGAUGGCCGUGGCUCGGUGCUCCUCCUCGCCUCCUCAGUCAACAGCUCUUUCGGCUCCAGACGCCUGUCCCCCAGCACGGGGGUUCUGCUCAGUGACCUGGUGGCCAGCUCCGCGACCAGUGCCUGGGCCUGCCCCCUCCUUCUCCACAGCAACACGGAUGAUGCGGAGGCUGAUGUGUUGGGGCUGGUAGCUUCUGGGGCCCCCAAGGUGGCCAGGGCUGUGACAAGUGCGCUGCUCAGACACCUGGAAGCACCCCAAACUCAGUCCCACCAGCACCACCACCAGCACCACCACCAGCAAGGACCCACAGAGGUUCCCAGUACUUGUGUCCAGGGGACGUUGCUCCAGGUGACAAGCCACGCAGAACACGCUCAUGUCUCCAGUGUCCCCCCUGGCUGCUGCCCCUUCCAGGGUGUCUAA
Molecule: messenger RNA, 1503 nt
Organism: Echinops telfairi (small Madagascar hedgehog)
Lineage: Eukaryota; Metazoa; Chordata; Mammalia; Afrosoricida; Tenrecidae
Gene: GGT6
Product: gamma-glutamyltransferase 6
Exons: 4
Coding region: 1-1503 (500 amino acids)
Cellular component (GO): extracellular exosome
Source: RefSeq, a predicted model, not a curated record